This is a messenger RNA of Ictalurus furcatus (blue catfish), 4184 nucleotides long. RefSeq names its product NACHT, LRR and PYD domains-containing protein 12. The transcript has 13 exons. The record is from RefSeq and is a predicted model, not a curated record. Gene Ontology annotation, molecular function: protein binding; zinc ion binding. Lineage: Eukaryota; Metazoa; Chordata; Actinopteri; Siluriformes; Ictaluridae. Bases 108 to 3554 code for a protein of 1148 amino acids.
GUUUAAUACAAACGAUUCUGACGUGAUGAAACCGAAAGUGCGCAGAAGUCGGGUUUCCAGCAGGCGUUGUCCCGUGAAACGGGCAAAAACAAAAGACUUCCGAUAAGAUGGAGAAGCCAGAGAUGGAGGAGCCUCAGUGCUCUCAGAGUGCCGAGAACGAAACGGUCCAGACUGAGCAAGGAAAAAGGAUUCGUCAUAAGCGGAGGUCUAUUUCACCUAGUCAAGUUUCAGUGAAGAGCGAUGAUUCAAUGAUGCACCCGAUUUCUUUUCCUUCAGGCAAAAGAGUUCGAAAGGCUUCACCAACACCAGACCAUCUUUCUGUGAAGAGCGAAGUCUCAAUGAUGCAACCACUACACUUCAGUCAAGGAGAACAGCAGAAAUAUACAAGAGUUCGAAAGGCUUCACCAACACCAGACCAUCUUUCUGUGAAGAGCGAAGUCUCAAUGAUGCAACCACUACACUUCAGUCAAGGAGAACAGCAGAAAUAUACAAGAGUUCGAAAGGCUUCACCAACACCAGACCAUCUUUCUGUGAAGAGCGAAGUCUCAAUGAUGCAACCACUACACUUCAGUCAAGGAGAACAGCAGAAAUAUACAAGAGUUCGAAAGGCUUCACCAACACCAGACCAUCUUUCUGUGAAGAGCGAAGUCUCAAUGAUGCAACCACUACACUUCACUCAAGGAGAACAGCAGAAAUAUACAAGUGAGCUAUUUGAUGAGGUAUUGAAGUGCUCAAUUUGUACUGAGCUCUUAAAGGACCCGGUCUCUACAUCUUGCGGACACACGUACUGCAGACCGUGCAUCACCAAAUAUCAGGCCCAGUCUGAACAUGGAGAAAAUGCUUGCCCAAAGUGUGGGAAAACAUCUGGCUCGUGUUCCGUCCUACACACAAAUAACGCUGUAGCAGAGUUGGUACAGAAAAUCAAGCUGGCGCAACAUAGUUCUGCUGACGUUAUGGAGACUGACGACGUGGAACUAAGAUUCUGUCAGGAGCACCUCAAAGCUCUGGUUAUGUUCUGCAAAACUGACCUGGCAUCCAUUUGUUCGGAGUGUGCCGUGAAGGAGCAUAGAGAACAUGAAAAACAAUACACUAAGCUCUCAACAGUUCCCAAUACUCUGACCACGCUACAGAACAUACUGGGUAGCUUUACAGCCUCAGAGUUUCGGGAGUUUAAAAGAAAUUUGAGUUACGAAUACCCAGAAUGCUUUGGGACGUUGCAAGCUAAUUGUAGCACUCGGGAUGUUGCUGAAAGGCUGAUGAGAGGUUUCUCCGAGGAUGAAGUUCUGAAAGUCACACUCCAGUUGGCAUCAAUCAAGCCUGUAUCCAAAUGUCAAGAAAAAAUCAAGGAAAAACUCCGAAGGAAAUUUCAACAUAUUCACGAAGGACUUGCACUACCAAGGACACAAGUUGUGUUGCAUGACAUUUACACAAAGCUCUACAUCACUGAAUGUGGAAGUGAUGCAGUCAGAGAGGAGCAUGAAGUGAGACUAAUUGAGAAAGCUGGCAAAAACUGUAGCAAACGAGAAACCCCCGUUAAGGUAACAGACAUUUUUAAGUCACCGAGCGAUGAUAUCAGAACCGUUUUAACCAAAGGUAUUGCUGGGAUUGGUAAAACGGUGUCUGUUCAGAAGUUCAUGCUAGACUGGGCAGAAGAUACUGCCAAUCAAGACAUUGACCUCAUAAUUCCUCUGUUUUUCCGUGAUCUCAACCUCGAGAAGGAAGACUGCAGUCUGAUGGCGCUUUUGUGGAGAUUUUUUCCCGAGCUCAAAGAUAUCGAAAGUGUCGAGAAUGGCAUUAAGAUUUUGCUGGUUUUGGAUGGUCUGGAUGAAUGUCGAAUCCGCUUAGACUUUCAAAACACAAGGACAUGCCAUGAUAUCAUGGAGUCAACAUCGAUGGAUGUCCUUCUGACAAAUCUAAUCAAAGGUAAUCUACUGCACAGAUCUCUCCUGUGGAUCACCUCUCGUCCGGCCGCGACCAAUCAGAUACCGUCUCAGUGUGUACAGCGGGUGACUGAAGUUAGAGGCUUCAACGAUCCACAGAAAGAAGAGUACUUUCGCAAGAAGUGUAAGGACGAUCAUAUGGCCAACGUGAUGAUUAAGUACGUGAAGUCAUCUCGAAGCAUGCACAUCAUGUGCCACAUCCCGAUCUUCUGCUGGAUUACGGCAACCGUCCUGGACGUACUGAUAAGAGACAACGAAAUCGGUGACGUUCCAAGAAAUCAGACUCACCUGUACAUACAUUAUCUACUCAUACAGGUAGGUUUGAAGAACAGGAAGUACCAGAAAGCCAUGAACGAAGAUCUGCGCGAGUUGACGCAGAGUGACAAAAGGAUGAUUUUGAACUUGGCGAAAUUAGCUUUCCAGGGGAUGGAGAAGAACACCCUGAUCUUCUAUGACGAUGACCUGAAGGAGUGUGGGAUCGACAUCAACGAGGCAUCCGAGUUCUCCUCUCUGUGCACACAGCUGUUUAGAGAAGAGUUUGGAUUGUACAGAGAGCGAGUCUUCUGCUUCCUACACCUGAGUGUACAGGAGCAUCUGGCUGCCAUUCACGUCCUGUGCCGAUUUCUGAACGGAGGCGUAAAUGUUCUUGCUUCACACGGCAGUGACCCCGCAGCGCAGAAGACGACGCUGACAGACGUACUCAAGAGCGCAGUGGUCAAGGCUUUAGGAAACAAGCGUGGGCAUUUUGACCAGUUUCUACGAUUCCUUCUGGGCCUUAUUACCGAGCGUAGCAGGAAGCUCAUACAGGGUCUUUUGCCUCAGCUGCGAAAAGAAUCCCUUCGAAACGAUGAAAUUGUCCAAUUCAUUAAAGAUAAGAUCGGUGAGGAAGACAGAACAGAGACGCAGACGAUUAACCUUUUCCACUGCUUGAAUGAAAUGGGUCACAAUUGUGUGGUGAAGGAUAUCCAGGAGAGUUUGCAUUCUGGUACACUCCAUGAUAAGAAAUUAAACCCAGAGCAGUGUUCAGCCCUGGCCUUUGUACUAUUGAUGUCCGAGGAUGUAAUGGAAGUCUUCGACCUAAGGAAAUACAAGACGAUACAAGCAUCCAGUCGUCAAAGGUUACUCCCUAUCAUCAGGGCAUCGAAGCAGGCAAUACUCUGUGACUGUGAACUCUCAGAUAAAGCAUGUGAGAUUGUGGCAUCUGCACUCCGUAUAGCAAAUUCUAACUUAAGAGAACUAGAUCUGAGUGUCAACAACAUAGAAGAUGCAGGACUGGUGGAUCUCUGCAAAGGGCUGCAAAGCCCACACUGUCAACUUGAGAUAUUGAGACUGGCGGACUGCAAUAUUACAGACAAGUCCUGUGGAAGAUUAGCAUCUGCACUCGAGAGCGCCGAGUCCCACCUUCAAGAGUUAGACCUCUCUCGAAACAAACUGACCGACAAAGGGGUGAUGAUGCUCGAACCGUGGUUCAAAAGUGAGCGGUGUAAAGUGAAAAGGCUGAGGUUACAACAGUGCCACCUCACAAAGAGUUACUGCACGCACCUAGCUGCGUUGCUUUCAUCCUCCGCAAAGCAAAUGGAUCUGGAUCUGACAGGAAAUGACCUGCAAGAUUAAAAAGGAUUGCACACGAUGCAAACGGAGGAAUUUUUUUUUUCUACCUGUAUACUAACCGAAUGCAAAGACGUUAUUCGGAUUGAACAGAUAAUGCGUUGUAAAUGCAAACGAGCACGGGUACAAAGAGUAGGUGGAGUAUUUAAAAAAAAAAAAAAAAAAUUCACAUAGUAAGCUUAACAGCCUCACACUAGUUUGUAUGCAUUGGGAUCCUGCAAGGAUUUUAAUUUUAUGUGCAGCAUUAAAGGGCUCAUUGCUGAAGCUUGUGGGCAGGGUUGCCAGGUUUCACCAAAAUUCCCACUCUAGGCACGACUCAAAAACCGCAUAAAAACGCGUGAUUUCACAAAAUAACAGGCAUGCGGUAUGAAAAGGUAACCUUGGCAACCUCGCUGACAGAGUAAAUACAUUUACAAUUCGCUAACAUGAUAAUAAUAGGAGACGCACUAUUACGUUUCAGCCUGAGCUAGUAGUGGAAAGUGCUUUGGAGUCUCUAUCAGAAACACAUCGUCAUGCUACAGUACACAGUUCACUAGGUCAGGGACUAAGAGUACCAUCGAAAACAUUUUGUGAAAACCCAGUCGUUUAUAUUAUUGGUAUUAAUUAAAUAGCAAUAUGAAAAAUACACUAAGCGAG